Messenger RNA from Gasterosteus aculeatus aculeatus (three-spined stickleback), 2950 nucleotides. RefSeq names its product transforming growth factor, alpha (gene tgfa). The record is from RefSeq and is a predicted model, not a curated record. Gene Ontology annotation, molecular function: growth factor activity; epidermal growth factor receptor binding. Gene Ontology annotation, biological process: positive regulation of mitotic nuclear division; epidermal growth factor receptor signaling pathway; positive regulation of cell population proliferation. NCBI's taxonomy places the organism in Eukaryota, Metazoa, Chordata, Actinopteri, Perciformes, Gasterosteidae.
AUAAUUGGUUCGCGUUUGACAGGAUUACACAGGUUUCCUCAAUUGAACAGACAUCGGACAUCCAGCUGAAGACUCCCUUGCUUUUGGCCCUCCCAAAAAAGCAAAGAAAAGAAAAGCAAAGCGAAAACAAUAACAACAAAAACACUGGACAACAAUCACUUCUGUCCGCCGGCCCAUCGGAUGCGUGUGAGCGCGCGGAGCCGCCGGGUCUGCUGUGUGAUCGCCGGGCUCAUGGUCGCAAUGUGGUUUCUUAACACUCGGCCGCAUUUCGGAGAAGCUGCACGUCAACGCUGAUUAGUUCAGAGCGUCAAGUCGUCAUGAUGACUCGGAUUUUCUGGGAUACCAUUUUUCUCAUAAGCGGUACUUUUAGUAUGUCUAUGGUACUCGAUGGUACCCUCUUUACAUUCGGAGCAGGGCCGAGCAAUUCAACAAUUAUUGAAGCCGGCGUUUCCAUCGAUACGAACUCCACUGGUGCAACAAACGCAAGCAGCUCGGCAACAACCGGCAGCAGAAGCGCGACCACCACAACCGUUGCGCCCACUAAAACAAGUAACGUCCCCGCGGUUAAAAGUAAGUCUCGGCCCAGUUUGUGUCAAAAAGCAACUGGAUGGUUCAAGCUCGUUGUCAAACCAUCUCGCACAAAAAUAAGCCUGUAUUUCCUCCUCCCAAAUCCCCUGAGGAGCUUUAUCCACUCUCGCUGCAGUGUUGCUUCCACGGCCGGUGGGCUUACUCUGAUGUUGUAUUCCUCCGGCGACUUGUUUAUUUCUAUAUUUUUCAAAUUAGGACCAUGUCAUAUGUUAACAGCUGUCCCCCCUCCCUCCUUCUCUACAGGUUCCCUCUUUACAUUUGGACCGAGCAGCUUGAAAACGACUGAAGCCAGUAUUUCCAUUGAUGCAAACUCCACCGGUGCUCCGAACGCCAACCGCUCCGCAGCAAACGGCGGCGGAGUCACAACCACCGUCCAUCCUGUCAAGAAGUUUGUGGCGGCGGCUGUUCGGUCUCAUUUUGACGACUGUCCGGACUCCCACAGACACUUCUGCUUCCACGGCACAUGUCGCUUCCUGAUAUUAGAGGAGGCGCCUGCAUGCGUGUGUCACCCGGGCUUUGUCGGGAUGAGGUGUGAGCAUGCAGACCUGCUCGCUGUGGUAGCAACUAAUCACAGAAAACAGACGGUGGCCACUGUGCUGGUGUUGUGUGUGAUCGGGUGUGUUUUCAUCAUGGUGUUGUGUACUCUUUUACAUUGCUGGUGGACGCAUGAAUGCCGCAGGCGGAGCCGCGCGCAUCACUACUACAUCGCCGAGAAGCACGGAGCAUCCGGCCAUCCUUCUGAGAGUGUGGUUUGAGAAGACAGAUUGGCGGAACCGGCGCCGCUUGCAUCACGGCGCGUUUUAGUUUUACUCAUCCGGCCUACAAAUCAUCCAGAGGGGUAAACUGGCGUUCAGAUCAAGCGCACCUGGCAAGCGGCGAAGAAGCAUUGCCGUCAUUAUGGUAGAGGUAGGCCUGCUGGUUAGAUGCUCGAUGGCAGUUUUCUUUUCUUUUCUUUUUUUUUUCCCCCACCAACCGGCACUGUGGACCGAAAGCCCCGUAGGGACGUGUUCACUUCCGCUCUGUGGAAACACGCAGAACUGCAACAGUUUGAAGCUCUGAGGUGGAAGCCGCCUCCACGUCCUCCACAGGAGGAGCUCCGCGUGCCGAACUUUGUUCAUGGAGGUGCAAGGAAAUAUAUCCGAGGCCAUUAAUCAUCCUGCGUGGAUGGAAAAGUGUUUAUUUUGAUCUGCGGGACAAUAGUUCAUUUAAGUCGUAAGACGCCAAUUCCUAUCUUUUGUCUUUUACUAACUUUGACCACUUUUAAUGAGAAUUCUACAAUCACACAGGACAUUUAUUGGAAAUGAUGGUGGGAGGGAAAACUGAGGGAACUCACUUCACACAACAGAAGUAGGAAUUGUGAGAUGGACUGACAACCGCUAAUGGAUAAAAAUCCAAGGAUUCGAACAAUAGUUAAACACACAAAACGUAUAAUUGUUCCAAUAUGAUUUUUGACGGUUUGAUAACUCCAGCGUUGCUACUGAAGCUGAAAUAUUUGUCAGUUUUUACUUUUUAUUCCUGAGCUGUAUUUGAACGCGUCCAUGCAUACGAGGUGUUUUCUUUUGCAAGCUAUAACUCUCUGGACACACGCACACGCUGGGUGUCACAUUAUUCCACAGUCCUAUUAUAUUGUUUCACUUCUCUGCAAGCUUUGCUAGCUGCUCAUACAAAAAAACUGCACUUAUUGUAUAAUGUAGUGAAUUGAAAAGUGUCCACUUAAUGAGAGAUGCCAAAUACACUUUCUAAGUAUGCCUGAAUGAGCACUGAAUGAAAGGGGCACGCAGUUUGUUCACGUCCACCGAAUCACGCCCUAAUAUCACAGUUUCUACUUUUAAAGAACACUAAACGCGUUUAAUUUCAAGUGGUGUGUUAUAGCAUUGCCUCAGCUUUUGAAGUCAUACACCUUAAAGAGAGAAAGCGCCUUCGAGGGUUCAUUUAAAGCGUAAUAUUUAAUAAUCUUAGUAGUAAUAAUCGGGAAGGGAAUACAAAAAGGUGAAUGCAAAUUGACUGGUAUAUAAAGUGUGUGUGCGCUUUGUGAGAUAAGACGGAACAAAAAAGAAUAAAGAAUGAAUGUGAUGGUAUAUGCCCAAAAUACUCUGAGGGGGUGUUAUACUUGUCUUUGUUUACAGAAUGUGAAUAUUUUUACAUUCAGGAAAUGUUAUUGUUUUGCACUUAUGUGUAAAUAAGAAAAAGAAAAAAGACACUGAAAUGUUAAAUGUGUAUAUAUGUGUCAAUACAAAAAGGUGAUCUUUUCAUGCAUUAACCGAUUACUUUGCCAGAAUUUAUGUUUUCACAGUUGGAAAGUAUUUACUAUUUGUGAUUGUUUUCCAAUAAGAAAUUAAAAAUGACCGUGCAUGUGCGCCUA